AUUUCUUUGGUGUUUGGGGAGAGCAGUCUUUCUGGGUGUCUUCGUGAAUGAAUGGUGGCUGGCCACCAACCCAGGGGAAAGCAAAGACUCAAACACUGCCAAAGUCCAAAGCCCACUGAAGAUAAAUAAAAUUUCUACAGAUUAAUCUGUUUAAUAUUGUGUGAACAGAGCCAAGGCAACAUGUACAAGUUGGACCUGCCCCUUGACCCCAAGGAGAUUGCAUCCAUCGAGCGGAGGAGAAACGCAGAGGCCCAGCGCCAGAGCCGCAUUUUCAAUGCCAGGCAGAGGACCAUCGGGGUGGACACCCCGUUUCUGGAUCAGCAAGUACUGGAUAAGAUGGCAAGAGAGGACAGGGAACGUCUGCGGGACAAAGCUUUUGAUGCAGACAGCCUCCGCUAUGACAAGACCGCCCAGCUCCUUGAGACACAGGAACAGGACAGAGUCCGCCAGCUGAACCGGGAGGUGGAAGAAUUCUGGACCCGGUACCAGAGGCCAGAGGACCAGCGGGAGUUCGACCUGUGGGACCCACAGCUGCUGAAGAAGGACAAGCCGGCCCGGGUCAGUGAUGAUGACCCCCGCUGCGGACCCUCCAGCUUGCAGAAGUUUGAGGGUGAGGACCUAAACGAGAGGGCGCGCAAGAAGCUGCAGCAGCAGGAGGCACGCAAGUGGCUGACAGCACAGAAACUGGAGAGGCAGAGGCAGGAGCGUGACCAGAAGUUCGCAGAUGACCUGUACCACAAGAAGGAGAUGGAGCUCGACCAGAGAGCCACCGAUCUCGCCCAGAUGGAGGAAGAUGCGCGCAGAGCCCUCGCCACUGCCACCCUCAACUACAACAUGGCUUUGGCAGCUGAGCAGGCAGCAGCGAGGGAAGCCGAGGAUCGGCGGGAGACGGACGAGAAGUUUGCAGAAAUCGGGAACCACGUGUACGGGGACAUCCUGACGGAGAAUCCCGAGGUAGCGGUCAGUGCCUUUGGCCCCCACCGUGUGGUCACGGACCGCUGGAAGGGGAUGAACCCGCAGCAGCUGGAAGAGAUCCGUCAGCAACAGAAGCAGCAGAUGGAGGAGAAUAAGAGGCUCCGGAUGAAAGAGGCGCAGAUCGACGCCGAGUGGGACCAGCAGCGGACACUGGCAGCGCGGGCAGCCAUGGCACUGGAGCAGCAGGAAGUGGAGGAAGAAAAGAGACUGAGGCAGGAGCUGGACAGGUAUAACAACCAGCUGGCCAAGGAACAGCUUGCACAUCAAGUCUACCUGGAUAAGGAGGUUUACACAAACCCGCCCACUGCUCAGUACUUCCUGCAGUUUAACACAUCCAGCCGUUGAUAAGAGAGCGCAGGUACCAGACUGCGAGCAGCGGAGAUGCCGUUACAGGAUAUUGGCGCUGGCUGACACGACCAGCUGACCCUUCGAAUGUUUGUAAACUGCAGGUUGGACACUUUCUCUUUGUUUCUCUGUGUUACCCCAACAACCUGCAGGACACAGGCGAACAUUAUUGGUGGCUGGGGAGAUCGGACUUACCCACCAGCCUCAGAGACCAACGCCAUCGCGAAACCGUAGUUUCUUUUUUCUUUUGCGUGCCAGAAUAAAACAAACGUGAAA
Rhincodon typus (whale shark) is the source of this 1596-nucleotide messenger RNA. RefSeq names its product RIB43A-like with coiled-coils protein 2. Bases 181 to 1320 code for a protein of 379 amino acids. The transcript is spliced from 7 exons. Lineage: Eukaryota; Metazoa; Chordata; Chondrichthyes; Orectolobiformes; Rhincodontidae. The record is from RefSeq and is a predicted model, not a curated record.